Ahaetulla prasina is the source of this 1706-nucleotide messenger RNA. RefSeq names its product transmembrane p24 trafficking protein 6 (gene TMED6). The transcript has 4 exons. Gene Ontology annotation, cellular component: COPII-coated ER to Golgi transport vesicle; Golgi apparatus; endoplasmic reticulum-Golgi intermediate compartment. The coding region runs from base 801 to 1541 and encodes 246 amino acids. The record is from RefSeq and is a predicted model, not a curated record. Gene Ontology annotation, biological process: intracellular protein transport; Golgi organization; endoplasmic reticulum to Golgi vesicle-mediated transport. NCBI's taxonomy places the organism in Eukaryota, Metazoa, Chordata, Lepidosauria, Squamata, Colubridae.
GGCCAGCCUGAGGGAGAGAAGGGGGUAGGAUAGGAGAUAUUUCUGUGGGGCAAGGUUGAGGAAGAGAAGGGGAGAGGAGAGGCUACUCAGUAACUACUCAGUUUUCAAGCUGUAAGUGUUGAUUCAUCAAGCACAUAGUUUCGUAGGGGUAUCCAACUAGUACAUCUAUAAAGUCAGCCAUAUUUUCUUUCUCCCAUGAUCUAGCCAGAAUUCCUUGGAAACAUUGCUGUUGAGGAAGUGAAAUGUCCUUCAGGCCAGGGAAGUUUACAUAUGUACACACAGAUACGUUAUUUUUCUUUUUCCAAAGGAGAAGGAAGAAAGAAAAGGCAAAGAUAAGCUGUUAUAGCGAAGCGUGACACCAUCUUGGCAAUUUCUGCUUCUGAGCCAUCCUUUGAAAUCGAUUAGCAGUCUUGAAGCUCAUUCCGCCCUGUUUACUCUUCAGCUGAGAGCCCCGUUAAGAGCCCUCCCCCACCCCAUCCUCUCCCACCGCCCUGAGAACCAGUAGCCGCUUGGCCAUCCUACAGCCUGAGAUGCUUGACAGGCUGCAGGACUGCAGGUUCACCCCUUGGCCCAGGACUGGAGCUAAAGGUGCCCAUCCACUCUGGACACAGCACCCUUUGAAGGAAGGCCUUCUCACUCUGGCAGCUGCACAGCUUCCCAAGGGGUCCCUCUUGCCCCUCCCCUCUCUCGGGUUGCUCCGCCUGAGCUGGCAGGCACAGGGCAACCAAGUGUUGGGCAGGAGCAGCUCAGUUAAUGAUUAGCUCAACCAGCUGCGAGGUUGCAGUUCCUCCACAGAGCCCAUGGCCAGCUGGCAUCCGUUUGCCAACAUGCUUGCCCAGUUCCAGAUGGUGGGGCUCCUGGCUUUGCUUCAGGGGCUGCAACUCACCCACUGUCAAGAGUGGAAGCAGCUAGGAGGAUCCCACAAGCAGCCUCUCCCCCUGAAGGACCGGUACGACUUUGCCAUUGUCGUCCCUGCAGGUGACAUUGAAUGCCUCUGGCACUUUGCACACCAAAAUGGCUCCUUCUUCUUCAGCUAUGAGGUGCAGAAGACUUCAGGCCUUGGCCACGACAGACACAUCCUGGCAACAGUGAAUGACCCCAGUGACUUCCACCUCGGCACCUCCCAGGAUGUGCGGGGACAGAUCAACUUCCUUACUCAGGAGACAGGCUUCUACCAGCUAUGCCUGAGUAAUCGAUAUAACCAUUUUGGAACUGUGCAAGUGUAUCUCAACUUUGGGGUCUUCUAUGAAGGUUUUGAUCUAGAAACUACUGAGCUCAAGAGGGCGGAACUCAAUGGCACUCUGGAAGCAAUUGAGAAGAGCACUACCAAGCUGCUUAUCAAUGUCUUCCACAUGUGGCGCUACUACAACUUUGCUCGAAUGAGGUCAAGGACAGAUUUCAACUUUCUCCAGUCCAACUACACUUACAUGAACUGGUGGUCAGCAGCUCAGAGUGUUGCCAUUGUGCUCUCUGGCAUCCUUCAGCUCCAUUUCCUCAAGAACCUCUUUGUUAUGCAGCCCAGCAACAAGCCUAGGUGCUGAAGCUUCAGUAGGAUGCAAUGCCAAACCCCAAAGCAGGAGGAAACUCCCCCCAAUAACCAAGCUAUGUUAAAAUAAAUAUUAAUUGAAUUUUAAAAAUACAUUAUGCUGUAACAAGAGUUGAGACAUCUUAUAUAAUCCAAAUAAAACAGGGACAUGCAACCAGAA